AUGACCUCUAAAUAUGAGCAAGCGCUUGCGCGCAUUGAUGACGCACAUAAUGAAGACCCCAACAUCGUCUUUGUCGACUGUUCUGAAGUCCCAUAUGAGCUGCACUAUGCAAACAAAAUGACCAAAUAUCUCGAGCAAGACAAACCCUCUGCCUCCGAAAUCCUCAGAUUAGCUGUACGUGCUCAACAUCUACGGCGCUGGGAAGUCCCCAGGUCCUCUUACCCAAUGACCAAACCCGGUUACUUCGCCUGGAGGAAUACGUUGAAGAAUCGACAGGCAAACCUAGUUGAAGAGAUUUGUCGCAGCUGCGGGUAUGAUUCAGAUGAAGCUGAACGCGCUGCGGCACUAGUUCGCAAAGAUAAUAUGGAGCGGGAUGAAGAGUGUCAGGUUCUGGAGGACGUGGCUUGUUUGGUGUUUUUGGAUGAUCAAUUUGAGAAAUUCGAAAGGGAGCACGAUGAGGAGAAAAUUGUGGGUAUUUUGAAGAAGACUUGGGCGAAAAUGUCAGAGAAGGGUCAUGAAUUGGCUUUACAGAUUGAGAUGUCAGAGCGGGCAAAGGGGCUAAUUAUGAAAGCUCUGUCAUCGUGA
Messenger RNA from Paracoccidioides brasiliensis Pb18, 585 nucleotides. RefSeq lists its product as uncharacterized. The coding region runs from base 1 to 585 and encodes 194 amino acids. The transcript has a single exon. The record is from RefSeq and is a predicted model, not a curated record.